AUGGUUGAUUUUAUAAGCAGCAAUGCAGCAUCAGUCUUCCAGUUAUGCCAAAUUAAGGCGAGAAAACCGUUGGUAGGACAAAGCAACAUGAUUACAGCUCAAAAACGUGAGGACAACCACCAAAACUCAGGAUUUUACAUCCACAAAUGUAACGUAAUGGCAACUUUGGAUCUCACUCCACUCAAAGGAAUGUUAAAAACUUAUAUGGGACGACCAUGGGGUGUUCUCUCAAGGGUGGUGUUCAUGGAAUCAUUUCUCGAUGACCUCAUUGAUCUUGCUGGUUGGUUUCCAUGGAAUGAUGAUAAAGCACGUCUGUCUACCUUGUUUUAUGGUGAAAAUGAAAACAAAGGUCCAGGAGCUGAUACAAAAAAUAGAGUCAACUGGGAGAGAUUUAAUAUAAUAACGGAUCCAAACGAAGUGGCCAACUUUACGGUGGGAAAACUUCUUUCCAGAGUUGAGUGGCUUAAACUCCACAUGUGUUCCAUAUGA
This is a messenger RNA of Eruca vesicaria subsp. sativa (arugula), 489 nucleotides long. Lineage: Eukaryota; Viridiplantae; Streptophyta; Magnoliopsida; Brassicales; Brassicaceae. The record is from the annotation of a GenBank genome assembly.